AUGCAACGCCGGAGCCAUGUACGCAAGCAAUUCGUUCUGUGCUUCGACGGCACUGGCAACAAGUUCAGCGGCACGGACGCGGACUCCAAUAUCCUCAAGAUAUAUCGUAUGCUCGAUCGCAAUGGCGAUGAUCAAUUCCAUUAUUACCAGCCUGGUAUCGGGACAUAUGUUGCGCAGGCCAAUAGCUCUAUGUCCAGGACUGGACGUAUCGAUAGAUUCAAACACUGGUACGCAAAAGCGAAAGAUAGCGCAGUCGGCACUUCAUUCGACUUGCACGUUAUGGCUGGCUACCGAUUUUUGAUGAGAUACUACACUCCUGGAGACGACAUAUAUUUCUUUGGCUUCUCUCGAGGCGCAUACACCGCUCGCUUCCUGGCGGAAAUGCUUGACCACGUUGGUUUACUCUCAGCUGGAAACGAGGAGAUGUGUCACUUUGCCUGGAAGACGUUUCAGAAGUGGCAGUGCCGGUUGGAAGGUAACGAUGAAGAGAAGAAGGAGAAGAAGAAGCUUCUCGAGUUCAUGUGCGCAUUCCGAGAAACCUUCAGUCGCCCAGUGCGCGCUAUCCGAUUCCUCGGUCUCUUCGACACAGUCAACAGUGUACCACACUUCGAGAACGCAUGGAUGCAACGCAGCAGAUUUCCAUACACUGCAAGAAGUUCGGCACGUGUUAUACGACACGCUGUUUCGAUCGACGAGCGACGCGCAAAAUUCCGCCAGGACCUUAUCUCUCAGGCGAAGCCUGACCACGCAAUGCUCUACAAACGUCAACAUCGGAAGCAUCACAUGAAGGAUUUCAUUAAUCGUGACGAGACAAAUGAUGACGACGAAACAUGUCAGAACGAUAAAGACGUUGAACAGCCUAGGGGCCGUCGUAAUACCCUUGCUCCGCCUGACAACUUCAGGGACCCGCACGAGACUUCGGGAGUGCGUAGUUUGAGCCCGAACUACUCGUGUAGUAACGUGUCGGUGCAAUCAACUGAUCCCAUUCACACACAAGAUUCUUGGGACGAAGAUGAGGGUGAACAGGACAUUAUGGAGGUCUGGUUUCCAGGCUGUCAUGCAGACAUUGGCGGAGGCUGGCCCCUCGAAGCAGAGCAUGACGCUGCAUUGAGCCAUGUGCCUCUCGUGUGGAUGGUUCGUGAAGCGCAAAAGGCAGGCUUGGAGUUUGAUGAGGAGAAACUAGAGGCCUUGAACUGCUGCCACGAAGAUCGCACAUUCGGCGAUCCACGACACCAAACGAUUGUACCCGCCAUCGCCGUUGACCCGGGUUCGCCAGCUCUUGAUAAUGGUCAAGUUAACGGGAACGAUGAUUUAAAUGCCACCGCCAACGGUUUCGUCGAUGACAAGCACACCCUAGCUCACCACCAUACCCACCCAGACACAAGCUUUCACCGAAAGCUUCACUAUGCCGCAACACAGGGCCGCAUGCACGACGUGCUCCAGUUCAACAACGGAGCUGGCACGAUGGGCGUCGUCUCUUGGAACAUCAUGGAGUACCUGCCCUUCCGACGCAUGGAUCUCUGCGAAGACGGGUCCUGGAAAGCGAUCAGAUGGCCACUGCCUAAGGGUGAGACACGUGACAUCCCAGCCGACGCUAUGAUCCACUCCAGUGUCAUCAAGCGCAUGCUCGCGAACCCAAAGUACAGGCCUGGCAACUUGAUUGUUGGUGGUGGAGGCCGGGGCGUGAGGACGGCCCCCGAAGAGAUGGGUAUCGGCAAGUGGGUGUGUUGCGGUGAGGAGGGGCAUCCUGUGGGUGAGUGCUUCGUCAGGAAGGAGAAGCCGGUCAGGAAGGGGACCGAGCAGAGCUCGCAUUCUAGUAUGAUGCCGAGUGGACCGCAGGGCAAUUACUUCUCUGGGCGUUAGAGGACAACAUCAGCGUCGAUGUAACGUACUCGAACCCAGAAUCAGCCUCAGAAUCUAAGUGACCUAAGAUACGCCUUCGACACCUUCACCUUCGACCUUCUGGGUUUGUUCAACGCAAGACGAGGAACUAAAUCACUCAAAAGGUCUACGAAAGUUAAGUCCCGUCUCCCUAGUGAAUGAAUUCGUCCAGGCUUGAGCUGUUGUGUUGGCAUUAAAAUCCUCCAUUCUUACAUUCAGACAAGUUGUGUCGACCAUUAUCGCAGUUUGACCACUGUGUCAUUCCAGCCAUCUGGGUAAACCUCUGACAUCUAAACGCUACCAACAAACUGGUGAUAAACAUCUUUCGGGCGAAGUAGCACGUAAGAAACCCCUCUGAGGGAAGCUAAGAUGUCGCUUGCUUCCAUAGCUCUUAGACCUAGUUCAAAUAAUCCUCAUGACGUUUCGAAUAGUCUUCAUUCUGCCCAGUAUCUUUUCGGGGGUGCGACAUG
Molecule: messenger RNA, 2351 nt
Organism: Macroventuria anomochaeta
Lineage: Eukaryota; Fungi; Ascomycota; Dothideomycetes; Pleosporales; Didymellaceae
Exons: 5
Coding region: 1-1863 (620 amino acids)
Source: RefSeq, a predicted model, not a curated record